CACCACACCUGCUAUAAUAUUACACAUGCAUAAUGCAUAAGGAUGUAAAUUGCAAUAAAGGAACCGUGGACGCGCCCUAACUCGGCGCCCUCCUUGCGGCCGCGUCCAAAUUACUUGGCUACGGCUAGCAACAACAUGUGCACCCAUGGAUGCCACUGGUAAGCGGCUAGACCCACUCCCAAUAUUGUUGCGCACGUUGCUAUCCUGGCCGCAUCCAGUGGCUUUUGAAGAUACAGUACCUAAGCGAAGCAAGUGUUAGCUCUGCGGGCCGGCCACGGUUCACUGCGCCCUUUUUUCACAUUCUCGGGCCUCCGUGUACUAGUAAGCGACUCGUGGAGUGUUUGAAGCAUUUCCGACACCCACUGCCAGCCAUGAGGACUGCGGUUUGUUUCGAACAGUGUUAACAAAAGAGAGCAGCCCACAUGCACAAUAGCCCUGCACAGAGCCAUAGGAAUUACCAUCGUGGUUGAAAGUCCAGUGUACUGUACAGUACAUUGUAUUGAUAUACACUGUACACUGUACAUGUACUGUACAUUGUGAAACCAGCGGCACGUCCUCUCCAUCAGCCGAGUUCAUGAGAAGAGAAGUUUCUUCCACAUUCCGCCAACUGCAGACUCCCACCCGGGUCAGCCAACCAUGCUGAGGGGGAGACGAAGGACUUUCCUGUAUUUUCUGUCCUGUUUUCUGAUCUUGAUGAUCUUCGUGACGCUCCGGGGAGGGAACCACGGCGGCCCGCCCCGAACCUCGCCUCCUCGAGGCGGCAGAACGCGGGAUGCCAAACGCUCGGCGGAUAGCCGUGGUGCUCCCAAUCCGUACAAAUACAGAGUCUUCGAGAACUACAGCGAAGCUGAGCAAGAAGACGAUCCGUAUAAGGACGGACAGAAUGGAACCGGCACAGAUCCUUUGGACAUUCGGAUAUUCCCGAGUACCAACGAUCAGCUAUUGUAUUUGUAUAACAAGGUAUUAUCCGCCCCAUGGAUGCCCAACUACAAGAAUUUAGCCUCAUUCAGGGAUGUGUUUUUUAGGCGAACCAAAAAUAUGACGACUCAGGAUGAAGUGAUUUUAAAUCAUCGAAACGUCCGCCUUGGGGACAGUCUUCCUUACGCAUUCACCAACACAAUGAGCAAAGACGGCGUCAAGUAUUACUUCAAUGUUACGCAGGAAAUUCUGGACGAGAUACCAGUGGCGUCGCCAUUAUCAGGAAAGGCGUUUCGACGGUGUAGCGUCGUCGGAAAUAGUGGCAUUCUUCAGGACAGUAAAUGUGGAAAAGAAAUUGACAGCGCGGAAUUUGUUUUCAGAUCAAACGUUCCACCUCUUCGGCCGUUUGUUGUCGACGCCGGAAGGAAAUCUAACCUAUCAACAAUGAACCCCAGUGUAGUUCAUAAAAGAUAUCGCCGCUUAAAGGACAUUUCCGACCACGAGAAAUUCGCUAAGGAUAUCGGCGAGUACAACGGCAUGCUGUGGCUACCGUGCGUGGGGUCCGUCAAGAUGGUGGACAUCUGCCUCCAGGCCAAACGGUCGCUGGACUUCCACGGCAGCGGCAACCCCCGGCCUGCCAUCUCUAACCCGAAUCACUACAUCGCCGUGCAGCACUUCUGGGGUCAAAGGAACCUGACGCAGUUCAUGUCGACUGGUUUUUAUGUGACCCACCUGUCGUUGGCCUUGUGCGAUGAGACCCACUUGUACGGCUUCUGGCCUUUUGGUAGCACGGUGGAGGACAGUCCCGUCGACGUCGCCAACAGCAACAACACGAUAUCGUUCCACACGAGGAAAGUCCGCUACCACUACUUCGACAACCUGCCGGGACCCAACGGCGCCCACGCCAUGCAGGAUGAGUUUGGCGUCCUGGUGCAGAUGCACAAGCUGGGCAUGCUGAAAAUGCACGUCAGUAGGUGCAGAGACUGAAAUUCUUCCACCACUACCUCCCGUCCCUCUUGUUUUUGUUUUUUGAUGUUGAAUAUUCCCUCUCACCCGAUAUAUACUGCAACACCGCGUGGGUGUCUAAACCCGCAACGAGCGACCCGUCCGUGAUCAGCGACUUGGCGACAACGCCCUCUGCCUGCCUUGAGAGCCGAAAGCUGGUCUAAGUCACCAAGAGUGGGCGCCACUUACGCGGUCCGGUCGUGCGAUUUUUGGCUCAUCUCUUGGGUGACGUUUUCACGGCUACACGUGUUUGCGGUGGUCGACAAGAGCUUUCCACUUUGCAAGGCUGAAACGCCGGCGCCGCAGAGCCAAAGGACUGCCCCAAUCAAGCAGCUGUUUGCGUAGAAAUAUCACAAAAGUUGUGUCACUGUUGCCGUUUUAAGCUCACGUUGCAGCUAAGCAACGUUUAGCAGUGCUUUGAAGUUCGGUCCAGCGACUGAAUGUUACAAGCAGAACAUGUCAUGAAAACACGCCUUUCCAGAUGACGACGGAGUUUCUGUUUGCCAAAUACCCUGUCUGAUCGGAAGGUUCAAACGCCAUGAUUUUUCCUUCGUUUCUGAUUAUUACUUGUACAUAACGUCCCCGUUCUUAGCUAUACAUGUAUGUACACAUUUUACUGCCUCACUAUGUAGUGUGUGAGACUUAAAUUUCUGCACAAGAAAAAGUGGCCUGUAUUUUUGAAACAGUCCAUGUAGUAUUUGCAAAUCCCCCGUCUGGCGUGGGAAUUACUCUCUGGUAUUAAGUCACGUCGUUGUUUGCGUUCUGUUCAUUUCUUGAGCACCUGUUCUCUCUUUAUCUCCAUUAAGAAUAGUGUUUCGUAUAUGUCAGUAUUUAUUGGUAUUAUAAAGCAAGUUUCAACGUUUUUUUUUUGGGGGGGGAAGGAGAUGUUGCUUGUCUGGAAGGAGGUUUGAGGCUACAGUACUGCAUUACGUGACAACGUUUUUUAAGUAUUGACGUAAAAUGUUCGAUGGUGUAGUGCUUUGAUUUUUUUCGUGCAUUUGUUGUCUUGUUUUUUACAAAGUCUAUGUGUUUCAAUGUUGUGGUGUUGUUUCAAAGUUCAUGCCGACAUCAGUACUGGAACGGUACCCUUUAUACGUGUGUUGCUGCGACGUCGCAAGUCGUGUGUCAAGGGGGAAACCCCCGGGGAAUUUCCAACAGAGUGUGCUAUAGGGUUUCUUCAGUUGGCUUCGUGCCUUGUUUUCCCGUACUUAGAAAAGCCUGAUCGGCGUUUUCUUCGGAGACGGGGCACUUAAGAAAUCGGCUUCCUGUCUGUCCAAGAGUGGGAGCCCCUUGUCCUCAAAAGUGUCCAAAACUUAACUCUGCUGAUUCCCAGGUUUCUGGCCCGUGUUUUGUGGACGUCAGCGAAGAGGCUGACGGCCAAAGAAAGGGCCCACUUGUGGUCGUAAAUAGGGCUGGUAUUAUCGGGUGAAGUCGCGUGUGAUGUAAAAGUGUGUGUUUUGCUUUUAUUGUGUGUGGCCACAAAGGCACAAAUUAAAGUGUUUUAGGAUUUUUAAGUGCUGUUGAAUGCCUCUUUGUAUUAUCGCAGGUUAAGAUAAACCAAUCAUGGUAUAAAUCUUCAACUAGUGCAUUGCAAUGGUGCCAAACCAGGUAUAAAUGUAUAGUUAGAGACACGGCGUAAAAAGUUGUAUAGUUGGCUUUGUUUAUACGUCGACAAAAACCCCUAAACCGGGGGACUUUCAGGACGGGGUAUUUCUAGUGAUUGGAAUCAACGUGUAGGCCUAUGUUUCAAAAGAAAUCGGGAAGAAAUUCAUGUUUUAUAAACCAAGGGCUCAGACGAAACUUCCUUCUAGGAUGAGCAUGAACGCCAAGCCA
Acanthaster planci (crown-of-thorns starfish) is the source of this 3756-nucleotide messenger RNA. Its product is annotated as alpha-N-acetylneuraminide alpha-2,8-sialyltransferase-like. Gene Ontology annotation, molecular function: alpha-N-acetylneuraminate alpha-2,8-sialyltransferase activity. Gene Ontology annotation, biological process: N-glycan processing; oligosaccharide metabolic process. Lineage: Eukaryota; Metazoa; Echinodermata; Asteroidea; Valvatida; Acanthasteridae. The record is from RefSeq and is a predicted model, not a curated record.